AUGGCCGGCCCGCGAAAGAAAAAGACUAUUCAGAUGGCUUUGGAGACCCCCCACCCUGUGCCCAAUAAUUGGGAGGAAGUCUAUGGUUUGAUUAAAGAAAUGCGUCAGUCUAUGCAAGCACCUGUAGACGUAAUGGGCUGCGACGCUUCCAUGAAGGAAGUCGGAGAUCCUCGGACGAAGCGCUUCAGUACGCUUAUCAGCUUAAUGCUUAGUUCCCAAACCAAGGAUGAGGUCACACAUGCAGCCGUCCGAAGCUUGUCAGAAGCUCUUGGAGGUCUGACCGUUGACAAUAUACUUUCAGCUACCAAUGCGACGAUCGAAGCGGCGAUUUGCAAGGUGGGCUUUUGGCGGCGAAAGACUCAAUAUGUCCGGCAAACUGCCCAGAAACUUAAAGAUGAAUUUGAUUCAGACGUUCCGAAGACCGUGGAUGAAUUGUGUUCAUUACCUGGCGUUGGCCCUAAAAUGGCCUUCCUCGCACUGCAAAGUGCCUGGAACCUCAAUCAUGGCAUAGGUGUUGAUGUGCAUGUGCACAGAAUCACCAACAGACUCGGAUGGCACAAGCCCCCAACGACAAACCCUGAGCAAACAAGGCUUAACCUUCAAUCCUGGCUGCCCUCCGAAUUACAUCGCGAGAUUAAUCCCUUACUUGUCGGGUUUGGACAAGUCAUUUGCCUCCCCGUGAACCCAAGAUGCGAAGUUUGCAAGCUUAGCGACCGGCACUUGUGUCCGAGCGCCCGGGUAACAAGACGGAAAAAUACCGUCGGAACGGCGAGUUCUUCCAAAGAGCGGGGCGUGUUGCUCUCGCCGGCGAUAAGUGCCCAGGAUAGAGGGGAAUCGGAGUAUGCCUUGGUACAUGCAGAUUACAUGCCCAAGAUCGAGAUCGAGAUCGAGCCAUCAGGGGGCUUGGUCAAAAUAGAAAAGUAA
This is a messenger RNA of Cantharellus anzutake, 924 nucleotides long. RefSeq names its product DNA glycosylase. The record is from RefSeq and is a predicted model, not a curated record. Gene Ontology annotation, cellular component: nucleus. Lineage: Eukaryota; Fungi; Basidiomycota; Agaricomycetes; Cantharellales; Hydnaceae. The coding region runs from base 1 to 924 and encodes 307 amino acids. Gene Ontology annotation, molecular function: DNA-(apurinic or apyrimidinic site) endonuclease activity; oxidized pyrimidine nucleobase lesion DNA N-glycosylase activity; DNA binding. The transcript has 8 exons. Gene Ontology annotation, biological process: base-excision repair; nucleotide-excision repair; base-excision repair, AP site formation.